GUUGAUGAAGUACUGUCAAAAAAUCGGCUGAAUUAUUUGAUUCGACUCGUUGUGUCUACCUGGGAUGGUCUGUCUCAUCACAUGAUAUAUGUGAGAGAUAGAAAACGGAAGUCUGUAGAAGUACAUGGUCGUUUUGUCUAACAACAGGUAAUAUGGGAAGCUACAUAAACUGUAUAACUUAAUUUUAGUUUUUUUUUUAUCAGUUUAAGCGUUAAGGACCAUUGAAUAAUUUAAGUGCUCGAAUUACCUGGAGAACUUCUAAAGAACAUUAUGGCAACAGCUUCACCACCGGUAGAAGAGCUUCCUUCAGGCCUGCCUCCACUACCUUCAUAUGAAGAAGCUGUGAGGCUCCCAAACAUCCCGAACCCAGUGCCACCUCCACCAGACUAUGCCAAGACCAUGCAAGAGUCGUAUCCACCACAGGUGAACAGUCCACCCCCAGUAAUUAGUCCACCACAAGUGACUGUGCAGAACGUGGUCUGGGAGCAGGCUCUGGGGGAGGGUCCAGUGCAGAUCCAGUGUCCAGCGUGCCUGCAGGUGGUGGUGACCCGGCUGGAGCACAGCUCCGGCAUCCUCACCUGGGUCCUCUGUGCUAGCCUCUUUAUCGUGGGCUGUUCCUAUGGGUGCUGCCUGAUUCCGUUCUGUUGGGACGGACUGAAGGACGUGACACAUUACUGUCCCAGCUGCAACUACGUCCUGGGAGUCUUCAGGCGCUUGUGAUGUCAGAGAGCAGCAAAGCCUGCUUCUAGGGAUGGGCUCUAGGCUCACUAUGACUGUCCUGAGUAAGUGUAAUUAGGGAUCGUGGCAAUUAAGAAACACUAGUAACACUUGGACACUUUCAUGCAUAUAAAAAACUUUCUCAGAAUUAUUACCAGCUCGUUUUCAGACUUAGGAAGUCUUGAGAAUUGUAACAAAUCAAAGCCUGAUGAACAUUGAACUGAAUCGAAUCUUGUAUUUAUCGUCAAUCUGAAUGAAUGUGAAAUUAUUACCUCGAAUUCUGUUCAACUUAGCAGUCAAUAAGGAAUUAUCUCCUCGGCGGAAUGAAGCAGAUGUAUUUUGCUGUGGGUGGUUGCUAAUGGCAAAUGACUGGUUUGGAUUCAAACUGUUUUUAGUGACUGGAAUUCUGUUUAUAUGAAGGGACAUUCUUUGGUGCUUAAUCUGUGGUUAUAAGGGCAUUAAAAUGUGGCUGUUUUGAA
Brienomyrus brachyistius is the source of this 1196-nucleotide messenger RNA. RefSeq names its product lipopolysaccharide-induced tumor necrosis factor-alpha factor homolog. Gene Ontology annotation, molecular function: zinc ion binding. The record is from RefSeq and is a predicted model, not a curated record. NCBI's taxonomy places the organism in Eukaryota, Metazoa, Chordata, Actinopteri, Osteoglossiformes, Mormyridae. The coding region runs from base 271 to 720 and encodes 149 amino acids. The transcript has 4 exons.